Chrysemys picta bellii (western painted turtle) is the source of this 3017-nucleotide messenger RNA. RefSeq names its product trafficking protein particle complex subunit 14 (gene TRAPPC14). Gene Ontology annotation, molecular function: alpha-tubulin binding. Lineage: Eukaryota; Metazoa; Chordata; Testudines; Emydidae. Gene Ontology annotation, biological process: cilium assembly. Gene Ontology annotation, cellular component: TRAPPII protein complex. The record is from RefSeq and is a predicted model, not a curated record.
UCCCCCAGCCCCAAUCCUCCCCACCUAGCCCCCCAGUGCCCCAGCCCCCCCAAUUCCCUGGCCCCCCCGAUCCUCCCCCCAGACCCCCCAAUUCCCCAGCCCCUGCCAUGGAGGCGCAGUGCGAUUACUUCAUGUACUUCCCGGCCGUGCCCUUCCCGGCCCGGGAGCUGCUGCGGGGGGAGCCGGGCCGGUACCGGGCCCUGCCCCGGCGCAACCACCUCUACCUGGGCGAGACCGUCCGCUUCCUGCUGGUGCUGCGGGGCCGGCCUGGGCCGGGGGGUGCCCGCACCCCCUGGGGGGAACUGGGCUCCUCCCUGGCCGCCCUGGCCAGCGUCAGCCCCGGGGGGGUUGACCCAGGGGGUGAGGGGGAUGGGGAACCCCCUGAGGAGCCGGGCGGGGACGGGGAUGCACCCCCUCCGCCUCCCGGCUCCUUCCGGGACUGCCGGCCCCUGCUGACCCACGGCCAGGGACCCCUGGGGCGACCAGCCGCCGGGAUACCUGUAGAGGAGCCGAUUGUCUCCACGGACGAGGUUAUUUUCCCACUGACGAUUUCCCUGGACAACCUGCCCCCCGGGACCGUCAAGGCCAAGAUCGUGGUGACGGUGUGGAAGCGGGAGCAGGAAGCGCCGGAGGUACGGGAACGGGGGUACCUGAGCCUGCUGCAGAACCGGGCGCCGGCCCAGCUCUUCCGCGAGGAGCAGGGGGCCUUCAAAGCCCAAGUGAGCACCAUGCUGACCGUGCUGCCCCCUCCAGGGCUGAAAUGCCGCCAGCUGAACGUCUCCGGGAAAUACCUCACCGUGCUCAAGGUGCUGAACGGCUGCUCCCAGGAGGAAAUCUCCCUGUGGGAUGUCCGCAUCCUGCCCAACUUCAAUGCUAGCUACCUGCCCAUGCUGCCCGAUGGCUCCGUGCUGCUGGUCGACGACGUCUGCCAUCACUCGGGCGAGGUGCCCGUCGGCGCCUUCUGCCGCGUGGCCGGUGCCGGCUCUGGCUGCCCCUGCGCCCUGAGCGCCCUAGAGGAGCAGAACUUCCUCUUCCAGCUGCAGGCCCCCGAGCGGCCCCAGGAGGACACCAAGGAGGGUCUGGAGGUCCCCCUGGUGGCUGUGGUUCAGUGGUCGACACCCAAACUCCCCUUCACCAGCAGCAUCUACACCCACUACAGGCUGCCCAGCAUCCGGCUGGACCGGCCGCGGUUCGUGAUGACGGCUGCCUGCGAGUCGCCCGUACCCCUGCGCCGACGCUUCACCGUCACCUACACCCUGCUCAACAACCUGCAGGACUUCUUGGCCGUGCGGCUGGUCUGGACCCCGGAGAGCGCCACGGCGGGGAAGAAGCUGUCCAGCGAGGAGCGACGGGCCACGCAGGCAACACUGGACUCGAUCGUCUGCCACACGCCCCUCAACAGCCUGGGGUACUCCCGCAAGGGCAGUGCCCUGACCAUCCGUGUCGCCUUCCAGGCCCUGCGCACCGGCCUCUUCGAGCUCUCCCAGCACAUGAAGCUGAAGCUGCAGUUCACGGCCAGUGUCUCGAACCCGCCCCCUGACGCCCGACCCAUCUCGCGCAGGAGCAGCCCCGGCAGCCCGGCCGUGCGGGACCUGGUCGAGCGGCACCAGGCAGGGCUGGGCCGGUCCCAGUCCUUCUCCCACCAGCAGCCAUCCCGCAGCCACCUCAUGAGGUCAGGCAGCGUCAUGGAGCGCCGCGCCAUCACCCCACCUGUGGGCUCCCCUGUGGGCCGCCCCCUCUACCUGCCCCCCGAGAAGAGCGUCCUGUCGCUGGACAAGAUCGCCAAGCGGGAGUGCAAGGUGCUGGUGGUGGAGCCCAUCAAGUGAAGAGGUCAACCACCCCCCCCCCCCGAUCCUGGGCCAUGGGACAAGCCCCCCCAUCGCCCAGCCCGGCUGCUGCUGCUGCUUCUCUCCGGAGCUCAUGUUGCUGGAGGCCUGGGACCAUGGGGCAUGGGGGGAGGCUGGCAUGUGCCAAGGGGGAGGGAGGGAACCCCAGACUCAGGGGCACAGUGUGUGGGGGGCUGCAGGCCAGUAUGGGGAGGGGUGUGAGAACUGCAUUCUGGGUCAGUGCUGGGGGGAUGGGAGGGGGGAGCUGGGGCUGCUGGGGGGGGGGGUUGGUUGCCAUUUUCAGGGUGAUCCUGCUGCUGUUUCCCUGCUGUUGGUUAAGGGGGUGCCGGGGGGGGACCCCUGGCUAUGGGUGGGGGGUGGGUGAACAAGUCUCAUUACUGGUUCCCAGUCGCUGUUUACAAAACCGUUUGCUUCCUGCAUUGCCUUUUUAGUUUGGAGGCCCCGCAAACUCUCCCUGAGCUGGGGGGCAGGGACCCAUGGUACUGCUUGGUUCUUGCUAGGCUGGAGUGAACGCCUUCCUUCCCAUCAGCCCCUGGGGCAGCAUCCCCCUCAGAGCCAGGCUCCCAUCAGCCCCUGGGGCCGUGCCCAUCACCCAACCAGCUUCCCCUCAGCCCCUGGGGCCGUACCCACCACCCAACCAGCUUCCCCUCAGCCCCUGGGGCCGUGCCCACCACCCAACCAGACUCCCAUCAGCACCUGGGGCAGCGUCCCCCUCAGAGCCAGGCUCCCAUCAGCCCUGGGGCAGCAUCCCCCUCAGAGCCAGGCUCCCAUCAACCCCUGGGGCAGCAUCCCCCUCAGAGCCAGGCUCCCAUCAGCCCCUGGGGACAUGCCCAUCACCCAACCAGACUCCCAUCAGCCCCUGGGGCAGCCCUCUCCCCCCCGCUCUCUAGCUGAGCUUUGCCAGCCCCUGUCCCGGCCGAGGAAAGGAAGGCGCCUGGCCCAGCCCUGAGCCACCCCAUGGAAGGUCCCAGCCCCACAUGCCUCGCUGGAGAUGCAUUCCCCGUCCCCUGCUGCGGUGGGGGGGGGGGGCAACCCAGGCUAGGCCCCCCCCACUCCAGGGACUCACCGGACCAGGGGCCCCCACUGCACUUUAUUUACAUUUUUUUUGUUAUUUAUUUGUCUCUGAACUGGCCACAAUUUGGAUCUGUGAAUAAACCUCAUGGGAUGGAA